GGGGGAGCGGUCGCCUUUUGCCUUUUCCGCAUUUAAAGCCCGCGCCCCCUCCCGUCUCAUGACAGAUCCUGUUGAAAGCCAAAGUGGAAGAGCAAAAUUUUCAAAGGUUGCAUGAAUCACUACGCAGCGAAACAAAGUAUCCGGACAGUUCUACUCACCAAACUGUUCAAAGUUGACUAUUAAACUUCUUAGUUUAAGCAUUAUGACAAAGGAAGAAUCUUACAGGGAAGAAUUUAGUUAUGAUAGGAUGCUAACUUUGGAGCGUGGAAGACAACAGAAUGGAAGUUAUGUUCCAGAUAUUAAAUCUAGCAAUCUUCAGCUCUCCAAAAGAUUUCAUCCUUGUUUCUUUUAUAAAACAUGGAUUUAUUCAUUGCUGAUGGGGACUUGUAUUCUUAUUACCUCUGGAUUUUCCCUUUAUUUGGGGAAUGUUUUUCCAGCUGAAAUGGAUUACUUGCGCUGUGCAGCAGGUUCAUGUAUUCCCUCAGCAGCAGUGAGUUUUGCCAUAGCCAGAAACAAAGCUAAUGUGAUACCCGAUUUUCAGUUUCUAUUUGUUUCAACAUUCGCGAUUACAACAACAUGUUUAGUCUGGUUUGGAUGCAAGCUUGUCUUAACACCUACAGCAAUAAAUAUAAAUUUCAACCUGAUUCUCCUGAUUCUGCUAGAGGCUUUUAUGGCAACUACUGUAAUAAUAUCUGCUAGAUCUAAUGAGGAAUGCUGCAAGAGAAAAAGAACAACUAUUUAUGAUAAUACUAGCACACUGAAUAAUAUCAGCUUCCCUAUACGGAUCCUAAAAUCCUAUUCGGUAGUAGAAAUAAUUAUUGGAAUUUCUGCUGUGUUUGGAGGAAUAAUUGCCUUGAAUAUGGAUAUACUAAUCUCAGGCCCGUACCUUUCGGUAACUUUUUUUUGGAUUUUAGUUGCUUGUUUCCCCAGUGCUAUUGCAAGUCAUGUUGCUGCUGAAUAUCCAAGCAAAUGCUUGGUGGAAGUUCUUAUUGCCAUAAGCAGUGUUACAUCUCCAUUGUUAUUCACAGCUUCAGGAUACUUGUCUUUCAGUAUAAUGCGCAUUGUGGACAUGAUUAAAAAUUAUCCACCAACAGUUCAACAGUCUUAUGAUGUGCUGCUCUUGCUUCUAAUGCUGAUGCUAUUAGUUCAAGCUUUUCUGACAACUGGGACAGUCAUACUAUGUGUAAAUUUUAAAGCAAAAAUGAAAAUGCAUGAUUCAUUGUGGGCAGGGCCACCACCAAACAAACAGGAAUACAAAACAACAGAGGUCUCCAAUAACAGCAUGAAGGACUUUGAUAAAGAGAAAGCUUGGAAAGCUGUUGUAGUGCAGAUGGCUCAGUAAUCUGCACUUGGGGGACUGAACCAGGGACAUGUUAGGGCAAAUUAACAUUUGUUAUUUAAAAGGGCUGUGGUCUUAGACACAAAGCAACUAAUUUCAUAGCAGCUCCGUUUACCAGAAUGGCUUGAAAACAAUUCUUGUGUCAGAAUAUGAUCAAUAAAUAAUAACAUCCUUUAAAAGUAAUACAUAUUGUUAUGAUAGUUUAUGUAUUUGAUUUAACAUCUUAAUUUCAGUGACUUUAUUUGCAAACUGAUUUUACAGCAAUGUCAUUAUUAAUUAAAUAUUUUGACUAUAUGAACAAUUAAUGCAAAUAACUAUGAAUUAGUUUUGUUUAUGGCAAGAGACUAAU
Candoia aspera is the source of this 1688-nucleotide messenger RNA. It is a transcript of the gene MLC1, whose product is annotated as modulator of VRAC current 1. Bases 203 to 1342 code for a protein of 379 amino acids. The transcript has 13 exons. Lineage: Eukaryota; Metazoa; Chordata; Lepidosauria; Squamata; Candoiidae. Gene Ontology annotation, cellular component: cytoplasmic vesicle; plasma membrane; endoplasmic reticulum. Gene Ontology annotation, biological process: regulation of response to osmotic stress. The record is from RefSeq and is a predicted model, not a curated record.